AUGGUCCGGGAAACCAGGCACCUCUGGGUGGGCAACUUACCGGAGAAUGUGCGGGAAGAGAAGAUCAUCGAGCAUUUCAAACGAUAUGGCCGUGUGGAAAGUGUCAAAAUUCUCCCCAAGAGGGGAUCUGAAGGAGGAGUGGCUGCCUUUGUGGAUUUUGUGGACAUCAAAAGUGCACAGAAAGCUCACAACUCAGUCAACAAAAUGGGAGAUAGAGACCUACGCACGGAUUAUAAUGAACCAGGCACCAUUCCGAGUGCUGCUCGGGGAUUGGAUGAUACAGUUUCCAUAGCAUCUCGUAGUAGAGAGGUUUCUGGGUUCAGAGGAGGUGGUGGAGGGCCUGCUUAUGGCCCCCCACCAUCACUUCAUGCACGAGAAGGACGUUAUGAGCGGAGACUUGAUGGGGCUUCAGAUAACAGGGAGCGUGCUUAUGAACAUAGUGCCUAUGGACACCAUGAACGGGGGACGGGAGGAUUUGAUCGGACAAGACAUUACGAUCAGGAUUACUAUAGAGAUCCUCGCGAGCGGACUUUACAACAUGGGCUCUAUUAUACUUCUCGGAGUCGAAGUCCAAACCGUUUUGAUGCUCAUGACCCCCGAUACGAACCUAGGGCUCGGGAGCAGUUUACACUGCCCAGUGUGGUACACAGGGAUAUCUACAGGGAUGAUAUUACCCGGGAGGUACGAGGCAGAAGGCCAGAGCGGAAUUACCAGCACAGCAGGAGUCGGUCACCACAUUCAUCACAGUCUAGAAAUCAGUCUCCUCAGAGACUGGCUAGCCAAGCGUCUAGACCUACCAGGUCCCCUAGCGGCAGCGGCUCUAGGAGUAGAUCCUCCAGUAGUGACUCAAUCAGCAGCAGCAGUAGUACCAGCAGUGACAGCACUGAUUCCAGCAGUAGUUCAAGUGACGACUCUCCCGCCCGAUCGGUUCAGUCAGCAGCUGUCCCAGCACCUACUUCCCAGUUGCUUUCAUCCCUGGAAAAAGAUGAGCCACGUAAAAGUUUUGGGAUCAAGGUUCAGAAUCUUCCAGUACGCUCUACAGAUACAAGCCUUAAAGAUGGCCUUUUCCAUGAAUUUAAGAAAUUUGGAAAGGUGACUUCAGUGCAGAUCCAUGGAGCUUCAGAAGAGAGGUAUGGUCUGGUAUUCUUUCGGCAGCAAGAGGACCAAGAAAAAGCACUGACUGCAUCAAAAGGAAAACUUUUCUUUGGCAUGCAGAUUGAAGUAACAGCAUGGAUAGGGCCAGAAACGGAAAGUGAAAAUGAAUUUCGUCCUUUGGAUGAAAGGAUAGAUGAAUUUCACCCCAAAGCAACAAGAACCCUCUUCAUUGGCAACCUUGAAAAAACCACUACUUACCAUGACCUUCGCAACAUCUUCCAGCGCUUUGGAGAAAUUGUGGAUAUUGAUAUUAAGAAAGUAAAUGGAGUUCCUCAGUAUGCAUUCUUGCAGUACUGUGAUAUUGCCAGUGUUUGUAAGGCUAUUAAGAAGAUGGAUGGGGAGUACCUUGGAAAUAACCGCCUCAAGCUGGGUUUUGGAAAAAGCAUGCCUACAAACUGCGUGUGGUUAGAUGGGCUUUCUUCAAACGUGUCUGAUCAGUAUUUAACACGACAUUUCUGCCGAUAUGGGCCUGUGGUAAAGGUGGUGUUUGACCGCUUAAAAGGCAUGGCCCUGGUUCUCUACAAUGAAAUUGAAUAUGCACAAGCAGCUGUAAAAGAGACCAAGGGGAGGAAAAUCGGUGGGAAUAAAAUUAAGGUGGACUUUGCAAAUCGGGAAAGUCAGCUGGCAUUUUAUCACUGUAUGGAAAAAUCUGGUCAAGAUAUUAGAGACUUUUAUGAAAUGUUAGCAGAAAGAAGAGAGGAACGGAGAGGGUCUUACGACUAUAGCCAAGAUCGUACAUACUACGAGAAUGUUCGUACUCCGGGCACAUAUCCUGAGGAUUCCAGACGGGACUAUCCAGCCCGAGGGAGGGAAUUUUAUUCAGAAUGGGAAACCUACCAAGGAGACUACUAUGAAUCACGAUACUAUGACGAUCCUCGAGAAUACAGGGAUUACAGAAAUGACCCUUACGAACAGGAUAUCCGGGAGUACAGUUACAGGCAAAGGGAACGAGAGAGAGAGCGUGAAAGGUUUGAGGCUGAGCGGGACAGAGACCACGAGAGGAGGCCGGUUGAGCGCAGUCAGAGUCCGGCGCACGCGCGACGCCCGCAGAGUCCUGGAGCGUCCCCCUCACAGUCGGAGCGGUUGCCAAGCGAUUCUGAAAGGAGGAUUUACAGCCGAUCCUCAGACCGGAGUGGGAGCUGUAGCUCACUUUCCCCUCCAAGAUACGAUAAACUUGACAAAUCUCGUCUGGAACGCUAUGCUAAAAAUGAAAAGACAGAUAAAGAAAGGACUUUCGAUCCUGAGAGAGUGGAAAGAGAGAGACGCUUAAUAAGGAAGGAAAAAGUGGAAAAGGACAAAACUGAAAAGCAGAAACGAAAAGGAAAAGUUCAUUCCCCUAGUUCUCAGUCUUCAGAGACAGACCAAGAAAAUGAGAAAGAACAGAGCCCUGAAAAAUCAAGGAGUUCUAAUAAAUUGAGCAGAGAGAAAGCUGACAAAGAAGGAGUAGCAAAAAACCGCCUGGAGCUCAUGCCCUGUGUGGUUUUGACUCGAGUGAAAGAGAAAGAGGGGAAAGUUAUUGACCACACUUCUUUGGAAAAGCUGAAAGCCAGGCUUGAUAAUGACAAUGCCAAGUCUUCUGCCCUAGAUCAGAAACUUCAGGUCUGUCAAACGGAGCCUACGAAGUCUGACUUGUCUAAACUGGAAUCUGUUAGAAUGAAAGUGCCAAAGGAAAAGGGACUGUCUAGCCACAUCGAAGUGGUAGAUAAGGAAGGUAGGCUUAAGCCCAGGAAGCACCUAAAACCAGAGCAGACUGCUGACGGGGUCAGCGCUGUAGAUUUGGAGAAACUGGAAGCGAGGAAGAGGCGUUUUGCAGAUUCCAAUCUGAAAGCAGAAAGGCAAAAAUCAGAAGUCAAGAAAAGUAGUCCAGAGUUGGAGGACGCUCGGGUCCUUUUAAAAAAGCAGCCUGACCUAUCGUCUAGAGAUGUCGUUCUUCUGAGGGAAGGAGAGUCAGAAAGAAAGCCUGUGAGGAAAGAAACCCUUAAACGAGAAUCUAAAAAAAUCAAACUAGACAGACUUAAUGCUGUUCCCAGCCCCAAAGACUGUCAGGAGCUUGCCAGUGUUUCUGUUGGGACUGGCUCAAGGCCCAACUCAGACCUGCAAGCGAGGCUGGGAGAACUAGUAUGCGAAUCUGUGGAAAAUCAAGAAACCCAGUCAAAAAAACCCAUUCCCUCAAAACCACAGCUCAAACAGCUGCAGUUAUUAGAUGAUCAAGGACCAGAGAGAGAAGAUAUUAGGAAAAACUAUUGCAGUCUUCGUGAUGAGACACUUGAAUGUAAAUCAAGCCAAGAGAAACCGCAUUCAGUAAAUACUGAAGAAAAAAUUGGCAUUGAUAUUGAUCACACGCAGAGUUACCGAAAACAAAUGGAGCAGAGCCGUAGAAAACAGCAGAUGGAGAUGGAAAUUGCCAAGUCUGAGAAGUUUGGCAGUCCUAAAAAAGAUGUAGAUGAAUAUGAAAGACGGAGUCUGGUUCACGAGGUAGGCAAACCCCCCCAAGAUGUCACUGAUGACUCUCCUCCCAGCAAAAAGAAAAGGAUGGACCACAUUGAUUUUGAUACCUGCACCAAGAGAGAGAGGAAUUACAGAAGUUCACGCCAAAUCAGUGAAGACUCCGAAAGGACUGGUGGCUCUCCCAGUAUCCGGCAUGGUUCCUUCCAUGAGGAAGACGACCCUGUGGGCUCCCCUAGGCUCUUGUCAGUAAAAGGGUCUCCUAAGGCAGAUGAAAAAGGUCUCCCCUAUUCUAACGUAACAGUCAGAGAAGAGUCCUUAAAGUUUAAUCCUUAUGAUUCUAGCAGGAGAGAACAGAUGGCAGACAUGGCCAAAAUAAAGCUCUCUGUCUUGAAUUCUGAAGAUGAACUAAAUCGGUGGGAUUCUCAAAUGAAACAAGAUGCCAGCAGAUUUGACGUGAGUUUCCCAAACAGCAUAAUUAAGAGAGAGAGCCUUCGAAAGAGGUCUGUACGUGACUUGGAACCUGGUGAGGUGCCUUCUGAUUCUGAUGAAGAUGGUGAACACAAGUCCCACUCACCCAGAGCCUCUGCUUUAUAUGAGAGUUCUCGGCUGUCUUUUUUAUUGAGGGACAGAGAAGACAAACUACGUGAGCGAGAUGAAAGACUCUCCAGUUCUUUAGAAAGGAACAAAUUUUAUUCUUUUGCAUUGGAUAAGACAAUCACACCAGACACCAAGGCUUUGCUUGAAAGAGCUAAAUCACUCUCUUCAUCUCGAGAAGAAAAUUGGUCUUUCCUUGACUGGGACUCCCGUUUUGCUAAUUUUCGAAACAACAAAGAUAAAGAAAAGGUUGACUCUGCUCCAAGACCUAUUCCAUCCUGGUACAUGAAAAAGAAGAAAAUUCGGACUGAUUCAGAAGGAAAAAUGGAUGAUAAAAAAGAUGAUCAUAAAGAAGAAGAACAGGAAAGACAAGAGUUGUUUGCAUCUCGUUUUUUACACAGUUCAAUCUUUGAACAAGAUUCCAAGCGAUUGCAGCAUCUAGAGAGAAAAGAUGAAGAACCAGACUUCAUUUCUGGUAGGUUGUAUGGGCGGCAGACAUCUGAUGGAGCAAACAGCACAGCCGAUUUGAUUCAAGAGCCAGUAGUUCUUUUUCAUAGCAGAUUUAUGGAACUCACACGAAUGCAACAGAAAGAAAAGGAAAAAGACCAAAAACCCAAAGAGGCUGAGAAACAGGAAGAUACCGAGGAUCCUCCUGAGACCCCAGAAUCUGCUUCUGAGAGUAAAGAGUCAGAACUGAAGACUCCCCCUCCGAUUGGGCCUCCUGCUGUCACAGCUGUAGCUCCAGAGUCCGCGUCGUCGGCACUGGAGAAGACAGCCAGCGACAGGGCCGGGGAGGUGCCCCUGGUGACAGAAGAGAAGCCCAGGGAGCCGGCCUCUGCCUCUGCCUCUGCCUCCGCCUCCGCCUCCGCCUCCGCCUCCGCCUCCGAAGAAGCGAAGCCUGUGUCUGAGCAGGCUGCUACUGCUGUGCAGCAAGCCCAACAGGCCGACCUGCCCUCAGGAGUGGACCCCAGUAAAGAUGCUGCUGGGGCUCCGUUGGUUGUGGAAGAGGACUCAUCAGCUGACCAGCUGCCUUAUCUGGACACCAAGCCUCCAACUCCCGGGGCCUCAUUUUCCCAGGUAGAGGUCACCACAGAUCCAGAACCUGGUGGUACCCAACCACUUUCAAAACCAACUCAGAAGCCUGAGGAGGCUGAUGAGCCAAAAGUGGAAAAGCCAAACUCAGCUGCUAAUGUUGAGCCUAGUGCAAAUCAGAAAGCUGAAGUUGUCCCUGAGGUCCAGCCUCAAGCUUCUGAAGACACUGAGGUUGAUCCUCCAGUUGCUACGAAAGAGAAAAAGCCAAACAAAAGCAAGCGUUCCAAGACCCCCAAUCAGGCCGCCACAGCAAGUACCGUGGAGAAGCCUGUCACCAGGAAGAGCGAGCGCAUAGACCGGGAGAAGCUCAAGCGGUCCAGUUCUCCUCGGGGAGAAGCACAGAAGCUUUUAGAGUUGAAGAUGGAGGCAGAGAAGAUUACAAGGACCGCCUCUAAAAACUCAGCCGCAGACCCAGAACUCCCUGAACCAAGUCUGCCCCUCAGCCGAACAAGGCGCCGGAAUGUGAGGAGUGUCUAUGCAACCAUGGGUGACCACGAGAGCCGCUCUCCCGUCAAGGAGCCUGUGGAGCAGCCACGAGUGACCAGGAAGAGACUGGAGCGAGAGCUGCAGGAGGCCGCGGCGGUCCCCACGACCCCAAGGAGGGGGAGGCCUCCGAAAACCCGCCGUCGGGCUGAAGAAGAUGAGGAGACCGAGGUGAAAGAACCAGUUGAGACACUCAAACCAGCCGAGGGAUGGAGGUCCCCACGAGCCCAAAAAUCAGGAGCUGCUGGUGGCCCACAAGGGAAAAGGGGGAAAAAUGAGCCAAAAGUAGAUGCUGAACGUCUGGAAGCAGCCGCUGAGGUGAGUCCGCAAGGAAGCGUGAAAGAAAAUAACACAAAAUCCAAGGCUGAUAAAGAAGAAGCAGGAAAUGAACAAAAACGUGACAAAAAAGAAAUGAGCACAGACAAAAAUGCACCAGAAGACCCUGCAGUCGAAGUGGUGGAGAAGAAAACAGCCCCUGAAAAAAACUCCAAGUCAAAGAGAGGAAGAUCUCGAAACUCUAGGUCAACAGUGGACAAAUCUGCAAAUCUGAAAAAUGUGGAUACCAGUGUCAGUCCGAGUGUGGGGACGGGCGCCGGGGGCCUGGCGGUGGAGAAGGAAGUGGAGGUGGUGGCCGGCCCCGCCGAGAAGAGCGAGAGUCCCCAGAAGGAAGGGAGUUUAUCAUCCCAGUUGAACAGUGAUCCAGCCCCUCCGGACAAGGAAGUGGAGGAGAAGGAAGAUGUGUCUGCCUCUGAGCCGUCCCCAGAAGCCAAUCAGUUAGCCAAGCAGAUGGAGCUGGAGCAGGCUGUGGAGAACAUCGCAAAGCUCACUGAAGCCUCCUCCGCAGCCUUCAAGGCGGCGGCCACAGAUGCACCAGACGGCCUCUCCACCGAGGACGGAGACAAGCCGGCACACCAAGCAAGUGAAACAGAACUGGCUGCAGCCAUUGGCUCCAUCAUCAACGACAUUUCUGGGGAGGCAGAAAAUUUCCCAGCAGCAGCACCUUACCCCGCCGAAUCCCAGACAGAUCCACAGGCCCGCUCUCAGGCUCCGCAGCCCCCUGGGGAGGGCAUGGAGCCUGAGACCAAUGAGGCCGUGUCUGGCAUCUUGGAGACCGAAGCUGCUACAGAAUCUUCUGGGCCACCAGCCAGUGCCCCUGACCCCUCAGCAGACCCAGCGGAUACCAAGGAAGCUGGGGGGAACAGCAGCGGAACCUCCCAGCCAGUGCCAGAAGCCAAAGGGUCAAAAGAAGCAGAAGUCACUCUUGCUCGGAAAGAGAAAGGCCGCCAGAAGUCAAGUCGGUCACGUCGUAAACGGAAUACAAAUAAGAAACCGGGGGGCACUGCAGAGACCCACAUCCCUGAACCUGACCAAGUUCAAUGCAAGAGUCCUGCUACAGAUGAGGGGACGGCAGUGCCACCCCCAGAAACUCCACAGGAAGAGCAGCAGAGAGAAAAGCCGCAGUCCACUCCGUCUGAGUCCUGUGCUUUGGACCCAAGCAAGACUCCAUCCGUUGAGAAUCUGCCCCAAGAAAGCAGCGUUGAAGAGAAGACUCCCACGAGAGUGUCUGCGCUCCCAGACCUUCCCCCUCCCUCCCAGCCAGCACCAGUGGAGGAUGAACCUCAAGCCAGAUUCAAGGUGCAUUCCAUCAUUGAAAGUGACCCCGUGACCCCGCCCAGUGACUCAAGCACCCCCACGCCCACAAUCCCUUCGGUAACUGCAGCAAAGCUCCCACCCCCUGUUGCCUCUGGGGGGGCCCCACACCAGAGCCCCCCUACCAAGGUCACCGAGUGGAUCACCAGGCAGGAGGAGCCUCGGGCUCAGUCCACCCCAUCUCCAGCUCUUCCCCCAGACACGAAAGCUUCCGACAUUGACACCAGCUCCAGUACACUGAGGAAGAUCCUCAUGGACCCCAAAUACGUCUCCGCCACUGGCAUCACUUCCACCAGUGUCACGGCCGCCAUCGCGGAGCCUGUGAGCGCUGCCCCUUGCCUGCAUGAGGCACCGCCCCUGCCUCCAGUUGAGCCCAAAAAGCCACCUUUAGAAGAGAAACCAGCAGCUCCAGCACCCAACACCUCUGACACACAGGCCCCAGAGGUUCCAGUAGCCGCGGAAAAGGAAAAGGUGGCUCCAGUCAUUGCUCCCAAAAUUACUUCUGUGAUUAGCCGGAUGCCCGUGAGCAUCGAUUUGGAGAACUCGCAAAAGAUAACUCUGGCAAAACCAGCUCCUCAAACCCUGACAGGCCUGGUGAGUGCUCUGACGGGCCUGGUGAACGUCUCCUUGGUCCCCGUGAACGCCCUGACCGGCCCCGUGAACGCCCUGAAGGGCCCCGUGAAGGGCUCAGUGGCCACUCUGAAAGGCCUGGUGAACACUCCUGCCGGCCCUGUGAACGUCCUCAAGGGGCCAGUGAAUGUUCUCACGGGGCCAGUGAAUGUGCUCACCGCUCCGGUGAACGCCGCCACGGGCACGGUGAACGCCGCCGUGGGCACGGUGAACGCCACCGCGGGUGCCAUGAAUGCGGGCGCAGUGACCGUCACAGCGGGUGCAGUGACUGCCGCAUCUGGCAGCGCGACCGCCACCAGCACGGGCGCGGUGACGGUGGCAGGUGCGGUGAUGACACCAUCGGCAAAGUGCAAGCCCAGACCCAGCACCAACGAGAACAGUCGGUUCCACCCAGGGUCUAUGUCUGUGAUCGACGAUCGCCCGGCAGACACGGGCUCUGGCGCCGGGCUGCGUGUGAACACGUCUGAAGGGGUCGUGCUCCUGAGCUACUCGGGGCAGAAGACGGAAGGCCCACAGCGGAUCAGCGCCAAGAUCAGCCAGAUCCCCCCGGCCAGUGCCAUGGACAUCGAAUUCCAACAGUCGGUGUCCAAGUCCCAGGUCAAGCCUGAUUCUGUGGCCCCGUCACAGCCUUCGCCCAAGGGCCCCCAGGCUCCUUCGGGCUUUGCCAACGUGGCCACUCAUUCGACUCUGGUACUGACUGCCCAGACGUAUAACGCAUCUCCCGUGAUUUCAUCCGUGAAGGCUGACCGUCCGUCCUUGGAGAAGCCCGAGCCCAUCCACCUCUCCGUGUCCGCACCUGUCACCCAGGGUGGCACGGUGAAGGUUCUCACCCAGGGCAUAAACACGCCCCCAGUGCUGGUUCACAACCAGCUGGUCCUCACCCCAAGCAUCGUCACCACUAAUAAAAAGCUUGCUGACCCCGUCACCCUCAAAAUAGAGACCAAGGUCCUCCAGCCAGCGAAUCUGGGGUCUGCUCUCAAUCCCCACCACCCUCCUGCUCUGCCCAGCAAACUGCCUGCAGAAGUGAACCACGUCGCCUCAGGGCCCAGCACCCCGACAGAUCGAACGGUCUCCCAUUUGGCAGCCACAAAGCCAGAUGCACAUUCUCCUCGACCCAGUGGGCCCACUCCGUCCCCGUUCCCGAGAGCGUGCCACCCCAACAGCACCACGUCCACCGCUCUCUCCACUAACGCCACGGUCAUGCUGGCAGCAGGCAUCCCUGUGCCUCAGUUCAUCUCCAGCAUACACCCGGAGCAGUCUGUCAUCAUGCCGCCCCACAGCAUCACCCAGACUGUGUCCCUUAGCCACUUGUCCCAGGGCGAGGUGAGAAUGAACACGCCCACGCUGCCCAGCAUCACCUACAGCAUCCGGCCGGAGACCCUUCACUCUCCGCGGGCCCCUCUGCAGCCCCAGCAGAUAGAGGUCAGGGCCCCACAGCGUGCGGGCACACCCCAGCCGGCCGCAGCUGGUGUGCCGGCCCUGGCCCCCCAGCACCCUCCGGAGGAAGAAGUGCAUUAUCACCUCCCUGUUGCUCGGGCUGCGGCCCCCGUGCAGUCAGAAGUGCUGGUCAUGCAGUCCGAGUACCGGCUGCACCCGUACACCGUGCCCCGGGACGUGAGGAUCAUGGUGCAUCCACACGUGACGGCGGUCAGCGAGCAGCCCCGGGCAGCAGAUGGGGUGGUGAAGGGGCCGCCGGCCAGCAAGGUCCCGCAGCAGCCUGGGAAAGACGCGGCCAAGGCGGCGGAAGCCAAAGCGGCGCCGGCCCCUGCGUCCCACGGGGAGGCCCGCAUCCUCACGGUCACCCCCAGCAACCAGCUGCAGGGGCUGCCUCUGACCCCACCUGUGGUGGUGACGCAUGGCGUGCAGAUCGUGCACUCCAGCGGGGAGCUCUUCCAGGAGUACAGAUACGGAGACAUCCGCACCUACCACGGCCCCGCUCAGCUCGCGCACACCCAGUUUCCGGCUGCCGCCUCCAUCGGUCUACCUCCUCGGACCAAGGCUGCUGCUCAGGGCCCAGCUCCUGAAGGUGAGCCCUUGCAGCCCACUCAGCCUGCACAGUCUACACAGCCUGCCCAACCCGUGCAGUCCGCACAGCCUGCGCAGCCCACGCAGCCCUCCCAGCCAGGCCAGCCACCAAGCAGCAAGAUGCCUCAGGUCUCCCAGGAGGCAAAGGGAACCCAGACAGGAGUAGAACAGCCUCGCCUCCCAACCGUACCUGCAGCCAGGCCAGCUGAGCCUCAUGCCCAGGUUCAGAGGGCGCAGGCAGAAACCGGCCAGACCUCCUACCCCUCCCCCGUGUCCGUCUCCAUGAAGCCUGACCUCCCUGCCCCUCUCCCUGCUCAGGCUGCCCCAAAGCAGCCAUUGUUUGUCCCCACAACCUCAAGCCCCAGCACCCCUCCAGGACUGGCUCUGACGCACACCGAAGCCCAGCCCGCUCCCAAACCAGAUUCUUCUCCACACUUGACUUCCCAGAGGCCUGUGGAUAUGGUCCAGCUUCUGAAGAAGUACCCCAUCGUGUGGCAGGGCCUGCUGGCCCUCAAGAACGACACAGCUGCCGUGCAGCUCCACUUUGUCUCUGGCAACAAUGUCCUGGCCCAUCGGUCUCUGCCCCUCUCUGAAGGAGGCCCCCCGCUGAGGAUCGCCCAGAGGAUGCGGCUAGAGGCCUCACAGCUGGAAGGGGUUGCCCGAAGGAUGACGGUGGAGACGGAUUACUGUCUGCUGCUGGCUCUGCCCUGCGGCCGUGACCAGGAGGAUGUCGUGAGCCAGACCGAGUCCCUCAAGGCGGCCUUCAUCACCUAUCUGCAGGCCAAGCAGGCGGCAGGGAUCAUCAACGUUCCCAACCCUGGCUCCAAUCAGCCCGCCUAUGUGCUGCAGAUCUUCCCGCCCUGCGAGUUCUCGGAGAGCCACCUGUCCCGUCUGGCCCCCGACCUCCUUGCCAGCGUCUCCAACAUUUCUCCCCACCUCAUGAUUGUCAUCGCCUCCGUGUGAGCCACUGAUGGCCGCCACUCGGUGUAUUCCCCGAGGCUCUGCAGCAGAAAGUAAACCCAGGACCCCCCCAGUCACGCGGAGGAAGCAGCUGCUGAAGGGGACAUCCUCCACUGCCAGCCGCCAGCCUCACCCUCGAGCCCGCUCCCCCCCCCAGGCUCAGCGGGGCAGACCCCUCUGGGCAGUGGUGCUGCUACCUGUGUGUUUACAUGACAUUUAGCCCGAGGACAGACCACCACCCG
Molecule: messenger RNA, 11279 nt
Organism: Odobenus rosmarus divergens (Pacific walrus)
Lineage: Eukaryota; Metazoa; Chordata; Mammalia; Carnivora; Odobenidae
Gene: SPEN
Product: spen homolog, transcriptional regulator (Drosophila)
Exons: 15
Coding region: 1-11040 (3679 amino acids)
Biological process (GO): regulation of transcription by RNA polymerase II
Cellular component (GO): nucleus
Molecular function (GO): mRNA binding
Source: RefSeq, a predicted model, not a curated record